UUUGUUUUCUGCAUCGUCUUCAUCUUCAUUCUUUCUUUCUCCUUCAUGUGCCCUAACUCUCUGUAUCCAUUCCAAUUCCACAAAUCCUCUAAGCAUUGAGGAGGCUGUCUCUUCUUUCCACGCCUUGCUUCAGAGGCAACCCCGACACUCUAUAGUCCAAAUCAAUAAGAUUUUAGGAUCCAUUGCGCGGAUUAAACAUUAUCCUACUGUUACCUCCCUUUUUGCACUCGCAAAAUUUAAGGGAUUCACGCCUUCUUUUGUUACUCUUAGUGUCUUGAUUAAUUGUUACUGCCAUAUGGGUCAAAUGCUUUCGCUUUCUCUGUCUUUGGGAAGAUUCUUAAGAUGGGCUGUCAGCCAGGUACCAUUACUUUGACUACACUGAUGAAAGGCCUAUGCAUCAAUAAUGACAUCGGGAAGGCCUUAGAUUUUUAUGGUGAUCUAACAGCUAAAGAGUUUCAGUUAGAUGUUAUUAGUUACGGCACCCUCGUUAAUGGGCUAUGCAAAACAGGGAAGACAAGAUGUGCUGUCAAACUUCCCCAAAACAUGGCCAGAGGGCGGCUUAAGCCUAAUUUAGUUAUGUAUAGUACAAUUAUUGAUGGCUUUUGCAAGGAAGGACUCAUCACAGAAGCCAGCGAUUUAUUUCAUGAAAUGAUUGGUCACGGAAUAUCUCCUAAUGUUGUGACCUACAACUCCCUGAUAAAUGGCUUGUGUUGUAUGUAUAAAUGGCUGGAAGCAGCAAAGUUGUUUAAUCAAAUGAGACUCAAAGGCAUCAACCCUAAUGUUUGUACUUUUAAUAUAUUAGUUGAUGCAUUUUGUAAGGAAGGAAGUGUUACCAAAGUUGAAGCUGUUGUUGGCAUGAUGAUGAAGUACGAUAUAAAACCCGAUGUUGUUACUUACAACACUUUAAUUGAUGAGUACUGUUGGAUCAAUAAUGUUGACAAGUCAAGAGUGGUUUGACUCCUGAUGAUUUUAGUUAUACUAUCUUGAUCAAUGGAUUUUGUAACAUCAAGAUGAUUGAUGAUGCCUUGGAUCUCUUUAGAGAAAUGAAACGCAAAAAUUUGAUUCCCAA
Prosopis cineraria is the source of this 1069-nucleotide messenger RNA. Its product is annotated as pentatricopeptide repeat-containing protein At1g63150-like. The record is from RefSeq and is a predicted model, not a curated record. Gene Ontology annotation, molecular function: protein binding. Bases 343 to 957 code for a protein of 204 amino acids. NCBI's taxonomy places the organism in Eukaryota, Viridiplantae, Streptophyta, Magnoliopsida, Fabales, Fabaceae. The transcript has 2 exons.